GUAGGGGAUCCGGGUGACCAGACACCUUAGCGCACCUGGCGGAGCUUCUUUCCGCCUGGAUUUCUCUCCUGCCUGCUGCCUCUUAAGUCCACCUGCCUGCCACGUCCGUACCCCGCCAUCAGGUAGCCUCAUGGCUGCAACCUGUGAGAUCAGCAACGUUUUCAGCAACUACUUCAGUGCCAUGUACAGCUCAGAGGACCCCACCCUCGCCUCUGUUCCCCCUCCUCCCACGUUUGGGGCCGAUGACUUGGUGCUGACCCUGACCAACCCCCAGGUGUCGCUGGAGGGCACAGAGAAGGCCAGCUGGUUGGGGGAGCAGCCCCAGUUCUGGUCAAAGGCCCAGGUUCUGGACUGGAUCAGCUACCAGGUGGAGAAGAACAAGUAUGACGCCAGCUCCAUCGACUUCUCGCGGUGUGACAUGGACGGGGCCACUCUCUGCAGCUGUGCCCUGGAGGAGCUGCGACUGGUCUUUGGUCCUCUGGGGGACCAACUUCAUGCCCAGCUGCGGGACCUCACUUCCAGCUCUUCUGACGAGCUCAGCUGGAUCAUUGAGCUGCUGGAGAAGGACGGCAUGGCCUUCCAGGAAGCCCUAGGAGACCCAGGCCCCUUUGACCAGGGAAGCCCCUUCGCCCAGGAGUUGGUGGACGAUGGCCGGCAGGCCAGCCCAUACUACCCCGGCAGCUACGGCGCAGGAGCCCCCUCCCCUGGCAGCUCUGAUGUCUCCACCGCAGGGACCGGGACUUCUCAGAGCUCCCACUCCUCAGACUCCGGUGGAAGCGAUGUGGACCUGGACCCCACUGACAGCAAGCUCUUUCCCAGAGAUGGCUUUCCUGACUACAAGAAGGGGAAAGGGGAUCCUAAGCAUGGGAAGCGGAAACGGGGUCGACCCCGGAAGCUGAGCAAAGAGUACUGGGAGUGUCUGGAGGGCAAGAAGAGCAAACAUGCCCCCAGAGGCACCCACUUGUGGGAGUUUAUCCGGGACAUCCUCAUCCACCCAGAGCUCAACGAGGGCCUCAUGAAGUGGGAGAACCGGCACGAGGGUGUCUUCAAGUUCCUGCGCUCCGAGGCUGUGGCCCAGCUGUGGGGCCAAAAGAAAAAGAACAGCAACAUGACCUACGAGAAGCUGAGCCGGGCCAUGAGGUACUACUACAAACGGGAGAUCCUGGAACGGGUGGAUGGCCGGCGGCUCGUCUACAAGUUUGGAAAAAAUUCGAGCGGCUGGAAGGAGGAAGAGGUUGUCGAGAGUCGGAAAUGAGGAAUUUAGCUGGACCCGGGACCAAACUCAUGGACUCUGGGAGGAAACAGACAGGCCAGAUGGCCCCCUCUGUUUGGACAUACUCCCUGCUGCAAUGGAGAGAAGCUGAAGUUCUGGGAUACUGUUGGCCCGUAGGCCAUUGUCCUGGGAGUCAGGGCCUAUGGCCUUUCCUCCCUGCUCUCCUCUUGGAAUUACAAGCCCUGGGGUUUGAAGCGACUCAUCCGCUGACUCUAGCUGCAGUGCAUCUCCUUUCAUCUGGCGCAUCCUCAGACCCAAUCCCAGAUACCAGCUGCAGACGACACCCUCCUGCAGAUGCCUGGACUGAGCCAAGGAGGCCAGGAGAGGCCCCAGGGGAGCACCAAGACAGAGGAUGGGGGUCCCCCAGCACCUUCUUUCUGGACUGGCUUCUGCCACCUCCCUGCUCAGUGCUUGGACUCUAUGGGCAAGGGUCAGAGCACUCCCUAAUUUAUGUACUAUAAAUACGUCAGAUGUACAUAGAGAUCUAUUUUUUCUAAGACGUUCCCCUCCCUCCUUUCCUAACGAGCACUGGUGGCCAGACUGACUGUUCCUAGGCCUCGCUGGGCCAGUGAGGGGCGGGGUGGAUGCCAGAAACCUCAGGAUGGGGCUCCUGGCUCCUUUAUCCUGUGAGUGGAGGCAGAGACCUCCAAUAAAGUGCCUUCUAGGCUUUUUCUAA
Molecule: messenger RNA, 1949 nt
Organism: Galeopterus variegatus (Sunda flying lemur)
Lineage: Eukaryota; Metazoa; Chordata; Mammalia; Dermoptera; Cynocephalidae
Product: ETS-related transcription factor Elf-3
Exons: 9
Coding region: 131-1255 (374 amino acids)
Biological process (GO): regulation of transcription by RNA polymerase II; cell differentiation
Cellular component (GO): nucleus
Molecular function (GO): DNA-binding transcription factor activity, RNA polymerase II-specific; sequence-specific DNA binding
Source: RefSeq, a predicted model, not a curated record